UACUGUAAAUGGACGUUCUGUUUCCCAGAAACCACAUGAUCAUUACGUGCAAACUGAGAGUGAAAGUAGCUUCACCAACAGAAUAAAAGGGCUGUAAUGCAGGACCACCUUGACACAUGCAGGGAGAUGCUGCACUGCAUCUGCAGGACAGAUAGACGCCUUAACAACUGAAGACUGCAUGACUGAAACCAACUCCUGGAUAGAAGAAUGUAUUUUUAACAUGAGAGAAUCUCUUCUACAAAGAUUCUGAAGAGAAGGGGAAUGAUAAGAAAACAAUGACCUCGACUACGAUGGACACAGUUGGAUGAGAGUCUACAGCACUUAAAGGAAGCAUGGAGAAAACAGCGUUGGUCAGGUAAUAAGAUGAUGAAGCCCUAAUAAAGAACUGAAGACAGCACACAGAGAUGAGAAAAAUGUCUGCAGCAAGAGAGGAGCUACAGGAGGCCUUGUGCCAGUACAUGAAAGAUACCCUCAGUUACAUUUACACACUAAAAGAAUUUAGUGAGAGGCUCCCUGAGUGGAUAGAUUCAAUGGACACAGAGUUGAGGAAGAUGACAGAUAUCAAAGACAGAGGUGACAAAAUCAACCUGAGCCUCAGCAAUUUUUCUAAAUAUAUAAGAAGCAAGUUGACCCUAAAGUCUGAUAGCUGCAAGCGUGAAGAGCUGGAGAAGGAGCUGGCUGCUGUGUUGAAGGACACUCUGGGAGGCCUGGAGAAGCUUGACCGCUUCCUGGAUGCAGUGGAGAAGCUGGCAGUCACCUCACUGCAUCUGUUUAAGGAGAACCAAGUAUUGAAUUUACCCCAAGAGAUCAGCCCUGACACUGUUCAGGUUUGCAUCAUUGCUGCACAGCUGGUCUGCCCACUCCUCCUGGAGUUUAAAAGAGAUGGAAACAUCUUCUUCCUUCCCAGACUUCAGAAUGUGGAAGUGCUGGCCUAUCAGUUGGACAAAUACGUCCAGACCACCCAGAAGAUCUGUGACAAGUUCAAGAAAAGCUGUUUCAGUGAGUUUUCCCUGAAGAUAGCUAUGAAUAGUGUGGUAGACCUUGAUGUGAAUUUGCCUGAAGAUGAAAUACGAAGGAUGCUUUCUCACAUUAAUCAGCUUGAGGAAAUCAGGAUGGACCAGCACUUCCGGAUGGUGUUCUUGUUCAAGGAGAAAUCUUGUUGUGACUUCAUCAGUGAGUUCAACGAACGACAGCCCAGGAUGCUGAAGUUUCUAAGCGACCUGGAGGACACUGCUGUUCAGCUAGACAGGAUGAAUACAGGGGCAAAGGCCUCCAGUGUGGCAGGAAGCUCAGUGGGGGCAAUUGGAGGUAUUCUUUCCAUCGUUGGUUUGGCAUUAAUUCCAGUAACAGCUGGAGUGUCUCUAACUCUGACAAUGACUGGGGUGGGGCUUGGUAUUACCAGCGGAGUUAACAGCGCUGUCACCACACUCACAGAGAUUGGAGUCAACAGGAGACAUCAGAGGAGAGCCAAUGAAGCCUUCCAGUGUUUCAUGGAGGAUGUGCAACAUCUCCAGAAUUGUCUGGAGGAGGUGUCCAGUCAAACAGAAUCCAUAAAAGAAGCAAGUAAGAAAGAUGUGUUUGUGGUAGUGGGAAAGAUUGCUACUACUGUUGGUGGUGUUGGAAAAGGCAUAGACUCACUUGUUGAUGUUGCCUCUGCUGUUAAGUUGUUGAAAAAUGAAGGGCUGAUUGCAAGUGCUGGCAAGGUGGUGGCCCAGGAGGGUAAAGCAUUACGUAACGUACCCAGGGUGGCAUCUGAUAUCCCAGAUAUUGGUCAGGCAGCACUCAAAGGGCCCCUUGCUUUGACCAAUUCAGCCAGGGCUGGUUUCAUUGCGCUCAAUGCUCUUUUCCUUGGCAUGGACAUCUUCUUUGUGUGUAAAGAUAGCAUCAGUCUGGCCAAAGGCAGCAAGACUGAAGUCUCACAGUUCAUCAGAGCCAGAGCUGCACUUUGGCACUCAGAGAUGAACUCGUGGCAGAAGAUUCGCAGUUCACUGCGUCAGGGUCUGCUGACAUCACAGAAAAAACAAGCUGUCCUGGAGACACCAUUUGAGCCAGAGAUAUGGAGAUCAAGAAAAAUAAAGUAUGCACACCUUAGUCACGUACUGGUUAAGAUGCAUGCCACAUAAUUGCAACAUACGUGAUUUUGAUUCCGGCAGCGGGCCUUUGUUGCAUGUCAUUCCCUGUCUCUCGCUCUCCCUUUGUUUCCUGUCAUAUCUCAACUGUCUUUGUCCAAUAAAGGCAUGAAAUGCCCCAAAAUAUGUAAAGAAAGAUAAAGAAACAGAAAUGGAAUUUCCAUACGACAGAGUGGAUGAAAAAGUGAAAGAAACACUGUUUUGUGUAAUAUGGUUGAACCAAAAGUAGUCUCACAAUGUGCCUUUUUGCCAACUUUGAUUAAUGUGAAUGAACCAUGUAUAAAAAUUCAAUCUUGCUAAUAGCUGUAAAUCAUUGAUCACUACUGAAAAUCAUUUAAGUCUGUCUUGGAGGAAUUCUUAAUUAGUUGCAUUUCUAAUGACAUAAAAUGAUGUAUUGAGUCUGUAUGUUUUUCUUCCUUGACUGGAUUUUUAUACCUUUUGCCAACUUUGAAGCUUGUUUAAAUACAUAACAUCUGCAUUUCACUGAUUUGAUUAAGAAUAAUAGUAUGUGAAGAAUGAGAAUACUACUUUAAACAGAAGAGUUGCCAUUUGCAAACAUGUGCAAUGCUCUAUUGUAUGUUCUACCACACAAACAGAGCACAAUACUUACAUUACAUUGUAUUAGAAUGAUGCUACGUGCCUUUUUUGCUUCAUUUGUUAGACACCAAGUAGCCAUAUAAAUGUGUUUUGAUGUGUUUUGUUUUUCUUUAUACAAUGUUGGAUAAUGUUUCAUAAAGUGGAAGCAGUUUUCCAAAGAUGUGUGUCCACGGAGGUAACUGCUUUACCUGUCUUUGUAAUGUCUUAUUUUUGUAAUGCUUGAUUUAAUAAUGAAACUAUAUCACCGUUUUCACUAUCUUUGCCAUCUUAUUAUUCUGAUUUGAGAAAAGGUCUGUAUUCA
This is a messenger RNA of Thunnus maccoyii (southern bluefin tuna), 3027 nucleotides long. RefSeq lists its product as uncharacterized. Lineage: Eukaryota; Metazoa; Chordata; Actinopteri; Scombriformes; Scombridae. The coding region runs from base 405 to 2123 and encodes 572 amino acids. Gene Ontology annotation, biological process: lipid transport; lipoprotein metabolic process. Gene Ontology annotation, cellular component: extracellular region; membrane. Gene Ontology annotation, molecular function: lipid binding. The transcript has 8 exons. The record is from RefSeq and is a predicted model, not a curated record.